UUUUUAACGACUAGGUUUUUCUCUUUCUUGAUUUUCUCUCACUUUCUCGGAAACCAAACGCAAUCUCGCUGCUAUGAAUCAAACGGCGUUUGGGAUCUAGACCUCUAGAUUUUUCGUGGAAGUUCCAAGCUGUGGAUGAUAAUGCCAAGGCAGAAUCUGAGCGCGGAUUUGAUCCCUGGCAAAAUCAGGAAGCGAGGUUGUUCGUCGUCGGCGAGUUCGUCGUCCUCCGUGAUCCAGAACUACAGGUUCAAGAGAGCGAUCCUCGUUGGGAAGAGAGGCGGAUCCACUACGCCCGUGCCUACAUGGAGGCUGAUGAGCUCGAGAUCUCCGGCGUCAGCGCGGCGGAAUUUUGAGUCCCCGAAGUACGCGCCGUCGAUGAUCGGCGGCGCCGCCGCCAAGGCUUCGGCGGCGGUAGCCAAGCAAGCUCCUCCCGUGUCGGCUAGGAAGCUCGCCGCCACGCUCUGGGAGAUGAACGAGAUUCCGUCGCCGAGGAUUAAGGAAGGCUCCGACGAGAGGAGGCUUAGGAAGGAGCUCAGAGCCAGAGAGAAGAUGAUGACUUCGAGGUCCAUGCAUUCCGGUUCUUUGCCUCCUCAUCUCUCCGAUCCGUCUCACAGUCCGGUUUCCGAGAGAAUGGAUCGAUCUGGAACGGGUAGUCGCCAGAGAAGAACGCCGUCCGUUUCUCAUAGGCUUAGACUUACGGAACGUCACAUUGGAGGUUUGGAUUCCCUAAGCAAUGCCAGCUUAAUGGAGGUUGAGACUAGAUCCCGAGCGCAGACUCCGAGUGCUUCCACUGUCGGUGUUAAGACUCGUCUCAAAGAUGUUAGUAAUGCUCUGACCACGUCAAAACAGUUGCUCAAAAUUAUCAACCGCAUUUGGGGUCAUGAAGAUAGACCUUCGUCGAGCAUGUCGUUGAUCUCUGCCUUGCAUACUGAGCUAGAAAGGGCUCGAUUACAGGUCAAUCAACUUAUCCAAGAACAACGCUCGGAUCAGAAUGAGAUCAACUACCUUAUGAAGUGCUUUGCUGAGGAAAAAGCUGCAUGGAAAAACAAGGAGCAGGAAGUGGUUGAGGCUGCUAUAGAAUCCGUUGUGGGGGAGCUAGAGGUGGAGAGGAAGCUGAGGAGAAGGUUCGAGAGCUUGAACAAGAAGCUUGGGAAAGAACUGGCUGAGACAAAGUCCUCCCUUCUUAAGGCAGUGAAAGAGCUUGAAACUGAGAAGAGAGCGAGGGAAAUAAUGGAACAAGUGUGUGAUGAAUUGGCCAGGGAUAUUGAUGAAGACAAAGUUGAGGCAGAGGGACUAAAGAGAGAUUCUUUUAAAAUUUGUGAAGAGGUUGAGAAGGAAAGGGAGAUGAUGAAACUAGCUGAUAUGUUGCGGGAGGAAAGAGUUCAGAUGAAACUCUCUGAUGCCAAACAUCAGCUUGAAGAGAAGAAUGCUGCUGUUGAUAUAUUGAGGAAUCAACUUGAGGCUUUUUUAGGGACUAAAAAACCUAAAGAGAAAGGACGAGUUUCUAAUUAUCAAAAUGAAGAAGAAAUUGACGCUUAUUUGGGGGGAACUCGUUUUGGUUUGCAUCAGAAAGAACAAAAAGAUGAUGUGGGAGAAGUUGUAGAUGGUGUGGAAUGCGAAGAGGAUUUGGCUGAAAGUGAUCUUCAUUCAAUAGAACUAAACAUGGACAACAAUAAUAAGAGCUACAACUGGCCUCAGGCUUCUGGAGUCGCUCAUGAUUUAAGAAGGGCUUUGAUUGAUCAAGAAGAAAGGAAGUCUAUAUCUGGGAAAGCGUCAAGGAAGAGCACUUCCCUACAAAGGAGCAUAUCAGAUGGAGUUGAAUUGCGCAUGCAAAGUGAAAAGCUUCAGAGUCCGAUAGAUGGGCUAGACUGGGACAGGUUUUCUGAACUUGAGAGGCAACUGCAAGGAAAAGGUUACGGUGAUGAAAUGCAAGGAUACAAAUCAUCGAAGGGUCUCCGAGACCAAAUUUUGUCCAGUUCUAGGUUGGGAUCUGCUAAAGGUUUUGCUAGUCCAACACGGCAAUGGGGACAACCAUGGCCUUCGAGAGAUCCUACCAAUACAGUUCACGAAAGGCCUGCCACUGCGCAGGGCAGUGGAUUGAAGUCGAGGCUUAAUAGAAGCCAGAGGUGAAUGCCAAAAUGCAAGUAAAUUGAGACGAUGAAGAAAUGCUAUUUAUUCACCAAUCCCGUUCCUGUGAGGACCUACAUUGCCACAAUAGAUGCUGACCGAACACAGGGAGACUACAGAGGCCAAGGUAGUCAACUCUCAAGCUGAGAAGUUUUCUUUUAGUUGCUUUUCCUUUGUCAGCACCAAGAGGUGCUGAGCUUGCAGCAAUCGCUGCCCUUUUUGCGCCGGACUAUUUGAUUUACACAUCCUUUAUGCUUGUAGAUUUAUUGUAGAAAGCUGUGCUAAUUUAGCGAGUUUCCCAUGUACAAAAGCUUCUAGUACAACUGAGAUGAAUGUACUAGAAAAGCUAAAUAUUUGACCUCUUGUGUGUUCCUCUUACCUUUUCAUUCGUGCCCUUUAAUUGAAAAAUGAAAGAUUAUUAGAAAAGUCCAAAUGGAUGAUUGUUCAA
Messenger RNA from Morus notabilis, 2575 nucleotides. RefSeq lists its product as uncharacterized. The record is from RefSeq and is a predicted model, not a curated record. The transcript is spliced from 4 exons. The coding region runs from base 136 to 2130 and encodes 664 amino acids. NCBI's taxonomy places the organism in Eukaryota, Viridiplantae, Streptophyta, Magnoliopsida, Rosales, Moraceae.